Messenger RNA from Parus major (Great Tit), 18388 nucleotides. It is a transcript of the gene EPB41, whose product is annotated as erythrocyte membrane protein band 4.1. Gene Ontology annotation, biological process: cortical actin cytoskeleton organization. Gene Ontology annotation, cellular component: plasma membrane; cytoskeleton. Gene Ontology annotation, molecular function: structural molecule activity; actin binding. Bases 8198 to 10837 code for a protein of 879 amino acids. Lineage: Eukaryota; Metazoa; Chordata; Aves; Passeriformes; Paridae. The record is from RefSeq and is a predicted model, not a curated record. The transcript is spliced from 20 exons.
GCUGCGGGGGAGGAUGUGGGGCGGAGGGUCACCCACAGUGGAUUCAUGCUGAGGAGGUGGAUGGGGCACCGCCUCACGGGGAGUACCAACCCUGGGACUCGGAUGUUUCCCCCUGUGCUCCUGUUUCCACUGGUGCAGUGGAGGGGCAAAGGCAGGUGCAGCCUCGGGGAUUGGGGUCCCCUCCAGUCACGGCAGCGACCUUUCCUAAGAGGUGGCAGCUCCUGCUUUGGCAUUCGGGUCCAGCUCUGGUUCUUGGAGCAUUCGGUGUUCCUGGGGCUGUGCCCGAGAUGCAGCAGCUCAGGCUGUGGCUUCGGGGCGGCCGCGAUGUCUCGUCGAGACCCCGUCUGCGCCCGCCGGGACGGUUCUCAAAGCCGGCGGCAGUGGCGGGGCCGCGGGGGCUGCUCCUGCCGUCCAUUCCUGUCCCGGCUGCGCUGAAACCUCCCAUUGACUUCCCUGCGCCGAGGAGGGGGUCGAUGUCUUCACGUUCCCUCUUCGAUGGGGCCAUUUUGCGCUGAUGUUGCAACCAGACUCGUGUGCGGCGUGCCCCGCGGUUCCUGCAAUCUCUUCCUCUCCUGAAUUUCGCCCUCCUGCAGUCGUGGUUGGACGAAAGGCUGGUGAACCUGCUCGUCAGUCCGUGCCUUUGGCGUCUGCCUUCCCUACUUCCCGGAGGGGUCCGAGCGGCUGGUGGGAUGGCAGGGGACAGCGGGGGACAGGGACUAUCUUUAGGGCUGUGUUGCAAUGGAGGGGUGUGCCUUGGCUCGGCGCUGCCGGGAGCCGCCUCCUCGCCCGAGGAUUGCCUUACGCCGAGCCGCCCGCCUGGGGAAAACCAACACUUGCUGUGCGGUUUGUGUGAGCAGGAGGGGCUGCGGUGGGGCUGUGAGGCUGAGCCAGGGGUCAGACACUACGGGGGCUGAUGUCGGUCACACGUGCCCUGCAGGAGGUCAGGCUGUGCAAGGUCUGCUGGGCCCAGGUUUGGGGUGCCCCGUCGGCCCCCGGCACUGGCACAUGUCACUCUGGCCCAUGUCACUCAUGCUCUGCCACUGCCCGGCAGCGGGAACAGCUGAGGCGGAGCAAACGGCCGGCAUGGGAAGGGCUGGUGGUGCAGGGAAUCUCUGCUGCCCCGUGGAACAGAAGUUGCCCUGGAGCACGGGAGCAAGUUGGGUUCUUGCAAGGUGCGUCCCAGAACGUUCCUGUGCUUCCUUCCUGAGGCUUAGUGGAAGCACAGAUUCAGCUGUAGGAGAGAGACAGAGUCAGGUCUCUUUUGCAUCCUCUUUCUGCCAGAGUAACCUGGCUAGUCCAUGGGAGUAACUUGCACCGGAGCUGGGGUGGAACCAGGGUUCUGUGUUUGGGUUAAUCCUUCCUCUGAGCCAUUACCCUGCUCAUGGCCACUGUGCCGUGGUGGUGCAGCUGCACCAUCCCUGUUUCUGAGAGGAGGCAGCUGAAACAUGUGGAACAAUUUGCAUCGCCCUAGGAGUACAGUUCCUCUCCCAGUUCUGGGGCCUGUGUAGACAUGGGUCUCCUCCAGCUUCUGGUGCUGCCAGCCCCUUAGUUUCUCUGUUAAAAUUGGGGCACACACUGCUUCUGCCUGUGAUGAUGAUAAUGGUGAGUCAGCAGCAGCAAAAAGUUGAUCUGUGCAUCAAACUGCUUCCCAUGUUCUGUGGAUGUGGGGCUCUCCUGUCCCUUCAUUUUGCUUUUCCUCGUGCUUAGGAGAAACUUCAGGCCUUCUGAGAAGGCUUGAAACCUGCUGAGGAGAGAAAGUGCCUUCUCAUCUGCAGCAGUGCUGCUGGAUGAGGCUCCCUCUUCCUGACGCGCAGCCUGGCAGCUGCUGGAAUUGCCGGCAGCUGCAUCGCUCUGCACCGCGUGUCCCCCCAGGCUGGCACGGUCCUUUUGGAGCCAAUGUCAGGGAGAGGAUCUCUCAGAGAAAAGGCAAAAACAUCAGCUGUUUUCUGAGGAGGGCACUUUGAAAUGAUGUCACUGAUUUAAUGUAUAGCAAGGUUUUUCUGAGCUCCCCCCCCAGCUAUUUCCCAGAAUAAAAACCAGAGGAUAAGGCAGGUGGUCCCUGUCCCAGAGAGCAGGAAUUGACCUGUCUCUGCUCAGCAGCUUCACCUGUGUGUUCACAGCUGCAGGAAGAGGCUUGAGGCUGUGGUGGCUGGAAGAUUAGGGUCAUAACUGGCUCUUGGCCAUGCUGGAUGCUGUGGUUGGAGGUGUGAUUUGGGAAGGGGGUGGACUUGUGCAUCGUUAGCCUGGAGGUGUCUCUCAGUGAGCUGCCCAGAAGGAGAGGGAUGUCUUGGUUGUCCUUUUUAUGAGUUUUGCUUCAUGCAGUGAUUUGUGUGAGCCUCUGAGUUGGGAUUCACCAGGAGGGGCUGCAGCUGGUUGUCCCUAUGUAGCCUGGGACUAGCACUUGGGGGAUGAGCAGUCUCACACAGCGGUUAUUCCAAUGAAGCCAUGAUGGUUUGGGUCCCCCAUACCAUGACAUCGGGACUUUGUCAUGCCAUCCCCUUCUGAGCUGCUGAGAACAGCCAGGGUGGGCUGGCUGGGGCUCUGGGCUCUGGCCAAAGCAGCCACCACAGCUGCCCACCUCUCCCCACUAGAGGCUGCUGAUGACCAGAGCAUUUUCCAUCCCUGGCACUGAGAAAGCAGCAGGGUCUGGAAUUUGCAGGGCUGAGCAUCCCGGCCUGAGCUUUUCCUGCUGAUUCACCCUGGAGACAGCAGUGCACUUUCCUUGGCAGUGACUAGGUUCAGGGGGCACGUCUGCUCACCUGCCAGGCCCACGAUAGAUCUCCCUACUUCAUUAAGUCUUAAUUAGGUAAAUGUGCCGGGGCCAUGUGCGAGGCCAUUGCCAGGGACAUGGAUCAGGUGUGGAGCCAGGUACCAGGGAUGCCAGCUAGCAUUCUGCCUGCUUCAGGGGUUUUUCUAGCUGGGUGCUGAAUGUGGAAUGAGUGCAGGCUCUCAUAUUGUUUUCCCAGAGGAUGUGUGCACAGUGAUAAGCGCUCCAGCCCUCUGGCAUGGUCCAACUGGCAGAAAAGCCAAGGAUUAGUUAAGCCAUGGAAGGGGAUCCUUCACAUCUGGGCACAGCUGUAGUAAAGCCACCCUUUGGACACAAAGGAGACUCUUCAUCCUGGCCAUCAAACACCUGGGCAGGAUGGGCUGGAAAACCCGGACCCUGGGGAGAUGAUUAAUCACAAAAGAGUGAGGUGUAAAAUGAAAGGCAGUGACUGCUGCAGUGGAAGUGCCUGGGAAGGAGUUUGUGGUGUUGCACAAGCCCCACUGCCGUUGCAGGCAGUGCUGGCUGGGGUGUGUGGUGCCAGCUGGCUCCGGCAUAGGGCAUGGCUUCCCUAACAAUGGCAGUGCUUUACAUAAUCUGGGACUUGCCAAACAAGCUUGAAGGUCUGGAAAAUCCUCCUGCUAUUGUUCAUGCUCAAAGUUUGCUACAUUUCUUGGUUUGAUCUGCACGGCUGGAUUUUGUUUUGGGACUGCAGUGAGAGGAAAAUGAACUUUGCACAGAGGGAAGAAAAGGGUGUUUGUGGUGUUUAAUACAUGCUCUGUAGAUGAAGCUAUUUUUGUGGAUCACAAGAGGUUCUGAGCAGCUGCUUGCAGCUUUGUAGGGCUGCAGGGCUCUCUGUCUAUCCAAUUAGCAUGGUUGGUGUCUAGUCCCCUCCUGAUGCCCCCUGAGAAAAUCCUGGACUACCAGAUGGGGAUGGGGCACCGUGGGCAGGGCUCACACAGCCACUGUCUGGGCUCCUGACUUGGAGUCUGUGUGAGGUCACAAAUGGCGUGUUGGAACAGCUUUUUGCUGUCUCAACCCCCUCAAGAUGGACUCUGAGGCUCCAGGAAGGCUCCAAAACUGCUGCUCAUUGGCAGAUUUUAGGAGAAGAGGCUUGAUGUGAACUUGGGGUGUCUUAUUGUGCAGUGUCAACCCUGGUGGUGACUUCCUGGGGGUGAUUUGGGGCAUCUGGGAACCCCUGUGGAAGGAUGCUGAGGCUGUGAGAGCCACCCCAGGCCCAUCCUGGCCUGUGUAAGGCUGUGGGCUUAACCUGGACAUGUUUCAUGGCUCCUGAGAAGUGUUCUGGGGCAUGGGGCCUGCCUUUGCUCCUCCAUUUGCUCACCCCAAAGCCCUUUGCCAACACAAAUAAAGCCCCCGUGUGCUAUUCAAUUAAAUGAACAAAUCCUGUUAAAGUGUUCUCUGCUCAUUUGUGAAUAGGUGACUGAGAAACCUGACUUUUCCUUCCAUUCCUGGGAAAGGCAGGUUUUGUAACAAGGACUGAGGUGAAGUUCUUGCUGGUCCACUUCAUGUGAGGCAAGUUUUUGAGCCCUGGAAAGCAGCAGAGGAGGAGGAACCCCAGCCUGAAUACAUUCUCUUAUUAGAGGUGGCUUUGAGUGCCUUUCAUGUAGAUAAUUACAUCUGGCCGCAGUUGACCAGGACUGGAUUUAAGGAGGGGAUGUGAGGCUUGGCAUGUACUGGGAGCUUUCAGAGUUGACUGCAGUGGCAUUACAGCAAUCUGGUAGUUGUUGUGAACAAGGCAGUGAAGGGCAGCUCUGAGCCUUAGGGCCUGGAAAACUCAGUGUUUUCUUAGCUUUGUUGUGGGGAGUGGGGUGGACUGAUGCCUCAAAGCAUCAGCAGGGUGUAAAGGCAGCUGUGUAGUGACCUCCAUGACCUGAUCCCUCUGGCUGCUGCAGUGAUUUAGGUGCUCACUGGAUAGUGCCUGCCAUCCAGAGGCUUGUAUUUCUAUAUCCACUCUCCAAAACCCCCUGGAGAUGGGGUAAGCUUCUUGUGGGCACUUCAGCACUUGAGGGGAGCUCUUUGUCUGUGCUGAGGGUAUGUAUUGGACAGGACAGCACAAGUUGCCUCUCUGCCCCCAGGUGAACUCAAACAUGAGUGUGGGAGCAAGGCAGGGCAGAUGUUAAGAUGACAGCCCGGCACAGAGCCACGUUGAGCUGUAACGUGACUUUGUGCGUCUGUGUUGAUGUUGUGCUGGAGGUGCCGUGUCUGACGUGGAGGUGAACCUCUCCCAUAUGGCUGGGAUUGGUCUCAGCUGAUCUGUGGCUGCUCAGAGCUCCCAGGCUGGCAGACAGGGUCAGCACUGCUUGAGAAUUUCCUCGGGAGCAGAGCAGAGGCUUUUAAUAGCAAACGCAGUCAUCUGCAUCAUGGCAUGGCCUGAAACUUGGCCCUAAGGAUCCACUGCCAGCUGGGCACCGGCUGAGCAAGAUGUCUGUGUCUGUUGGAAUUUUUUUAAGUGUUAAGGGAAAGUAAAACGGUUUUGAGGAAAGAUUAAAUAAGAGUUAAACCAAUUGCUGGUGGGUUUGAGGUGCAGCUCCUCCCUAGGAGGUAUCCUGGAGAAACCCUGCCUUUCUUGGGAAGGUUAUGUGGUCCAUCUCAGUGUGCUGUGCUGACAGAUCCCAUGCCUCAGCUGGGUGCCACGACUUCAGCCUUCUAGGAAAGGCAGAGGAGCCGCUAUGGUUUUUCCUCUGCCAUCCUGUGGGCGCCUGGUGCUGUGUGAGCAGCAUGCAGAGCCACAGAUGGCUCAUGUUGUAGUUGCAGCACUGCUUGCUCCAUCUGAACUACCUUUGAGUGGGAACAUAUGAGAUACCCAAGUGCAGAAUUAAUCUGUGCUGCUGCUGACCAGGGUUGUUUCUGGCACUGCUGCUUUUUCCUUGGCUGUAGCGUGAGGUGAGUGUGAUUUCAGCAGCUGCCUGGUUCCAGCAGUUUGCAUUCUGCCUUCCCUAUAAACUGUCUUCAUCCUGCUCAGGUUCCUGGCCCCUGUCCUGGUCAAUACCAGGCUGUUACCAGAGCUUGGCAAGCCAUGAUGAUCACAUCCAAGUGCUGGACCUCGAACCACCUGGCAGCGCUGGGUUGGAGCUCAUUUGCAUAGGGUGGUUAAUUCUCUGUAUGCGUUAAUCUCCGUGACCAUCUGUGUUCUUUCCCAGGCUGGGGACAUGGGAGCUCUUCGGAUUUUCCCAGGAGGUGAACAUAGAGAAGACUGCUUAUUCUGUGUACAAUGAAAACUGCCCUGGGUCAGGGCAGGACAGACUCAUUAGUUCUGGGAGCAGUUGUUCCUGCAUCUUUGGGAAAGGGGGCAUUGAUGUGUCUCUCUAUCCUGAAGGCACAUCCUGAGGAGAUGCAGGGAGGAGACAGGGGCAAAGACUAAAAAUGGAAACCUCUAGAAAUGCUGUCCAGCAUUCAGGCCCAAACAUGGAGGGUCUGUGAUCAGUUUGCCUGGCAUCCUAGAGGGCUGAGGUUCCAGGGAAGGCUGUGUUGGUCUGAGGAGAGAUAGUACACUAAAGCAUCUCCUGGCCAUCCCAAAAACCCUGCCCAGGCUGUGGCAUCCUCUGGGGUGUACCCCACCAGCAACCACUGCUGUCUCUGUCCUGGUGAAUUGCUCGAUUUGAGCCUCAGAAGCUGCUUUGGAGACUGGGGUGCUCACACACAGCACCAAAAUUAGGGGACCAGUGCCUAUAGGUGAGUUGCACUAGCAUCUCCAGACCUGUGCAGGCUGCUGCUGGCAGGGAGGUUUUUUCUGCAAGCAGCAUCUGAAUUCUUGCUCAUUUUGUUUUCUCACAUUUGGAGCCUGAGGCUCUGCAGACCAUUACAGCCCCAGCUGGGAUCCCACUCAGCAUGGGCAGAGGUGACAUUAGCUAUGGGCACUUUUGAGGGAUGCCUGUCCUGUGGGGCAGCAUGGCCCUGCUGAUGGUAUCCAAACCCAGAGGGAGUGAUUCCUGCCCUGUAAUUAAGCUCAGCUGUUCCUGUUCACCACACUAAUGAGCUGUCUAACGGAUGUGCUCCUCACAGCUGCUCUGCAUCCUCUGUGUGGCUCUGAAGCUGGAGGUGACUUUCCAAGAGAGCCACCGGCAAAGAGCAAGAUCUCGAUCCCUGUCACGUUGGGGUGAGGUUUGUGGGCUGGGAACCUUUGACUGUGAAGGCUUUUCUAUAACUGCACCCUGUGUGCUGUGAAUUCUGCCAAGGUCCACCCUAACUCCUUGGUAAGGAGAGCCCUUCGUGCUGUUCAUGCUGGCAGGUCUGGGCAAGGUGGAGGUGUUUUCCCAGCCUUCAGCUGAGGGACUGAGGCUGCUGCUUGAAAGGAGAGCUGGUCUCUACUUGCAUCCAGGCUGGAUAAUAACACUUAAAAAAACCAAAUGGUGCUCCAGCUCCUCUCCUGGUUCAGUAGUUUGUGUUUUCAGUCCUAAUGGAGAUGAUGCCACUGGGAUUGUCAGUAUGAAGGUGCAUCCCAAAGGAUGGGUAUGGGCUUGUGCCCAUCUCUCCUAGUCUAGUGGAAGGUGUCCCUGCCUGUGGCAGUGGGUUGGAAUGAGAUGGGCUUUAAGGUCCCUUCCAACACAAACCAUUCCAUGAUUGUGUGAUUCUCUGGCACGGCAGGGUGACGGUUUAGUCUGGCAUCACGCCACACUUGUGCUGUGAGUGCUUGACUGGGUGGUGUCAGGCAGGUCCCUGUAGCCUCGGUGGGGCUGUUGUAUGGGCUGAAUUUGGGGUGUGUGCCCAGCACACAGCCAGCCUUGCCGCGGCUGCGAGCACCGUUGCUCUCUUGAAUCUCUUCAUUUAGUUAAUGAUCCUUUUGUUGAGAGGAUUAGGGUUUAGAGGCCUCUGGCCGAGUGUUAAUUAAAUUAAGGCUCUUGGUGUUUUGUGGGGUUUUUGAAGCCCACUAGAGGGCUCAGUAGGAGCCCUGCAGAGCCGGGCCCGGCGGCGCUGGGCUGUGUCCAGCCCUGCAGAAGUUUGCAGGAGAAGUUGUGUGAGUGCGGAGGAGCUGGGUGGGCGCAGAGGUGCAGGGGCCAGCCCGCAGCUGUGCCCUGGCACCGGAGCCUGCAGGCAUGCGGUGUCUGCCUCGCUGCUCACUCUCUUAUCAGCGUUAGAUAAUGCCGAGCUGAUGGUUUUGGUUGUUUUUUUUCUCCUUCCCCACUUGGUGUUUACAUUUCUGAGAAGUGGCUGACCGUGAACGUCCGGUUCCACCUUCGCUUCUGGAGGAGUCAGAUACUGACGUUGGCUCUGUUGCUUUGCUCAGUUGGGUACGAGUGUGAGCACUCGCUUUGGGGCUCGAGGGGUUUUUCUGGUGGGUGCCUGGGUUUUCUGUGUCUAGCUGGAACUGCUUUUUAACCAGUGUCUCUUCUUUCUCUUCUAUCUACUGCCCCACGAUGGAUUUUGGUGUCUCACCUGUGUGCUUGGGCUGGCGGUCUCAUCUCUGGCGUCAUCAUGACAACAGAAAAGAGCCCAGCAGCCGACGCUGACAGCUCGGAGCAGCAGCAAGCCAAGGAGGAGGAAGGAGCUGCUGAAACACAGAAGCAAGAGGCUUCCCUGGAAGAAGGAGCUCAGCCAACACCGGAGGGGGAGCCCCAGAGGCAGAAGGCCUCCAACGGAGACACCCCCACACACGAGGAGCAGAGCAAGAAGGAACGUCGCACCUCUGAGGGCCGGGGUCUGUCCCGUCUCUUCUCCUCCUUCCUCAGGAGGCCCAAGUCUCAGGUAUCUGAAGAGGACAAGGACAGUGAUGCUCCUAAAGAUGCGGGAGGUGACCAGAAAGAUGCAGGAUUAGAAGACAUCCUAGUGAAAGCCCCGAUUGCAGCUCCUGAGCCUGAGCUCAAAACAGACCCAUCACUGGAUCUCCAUUCCUUGAGCAGUGCAGAAACACAGCCUGCUCAGGAGGAGAGGAGGGACGACCAGGAGCCAGAGGGAAGAGACCUCGAGGACAGGGAAGAAGGGGAAGCAAAGGAAGAGGGUGCCAAGCCAGAGUCUCUGGAGAAUAAAGCAGACAAGGAUUUGAAAGCUGCCCAAAAGGCAGUGAAAAGACACAGAAACAUGUACUGCAAAGUCGUCUUGCUGGAUGACACCAUUUUUGAGUGUUCUGUGGAUAAACAUGCCAAGGGACAGGAUCUUCUUAAAAAAGUCUGUGACCACCUCAAUCUGCUGGAAGAAGACUACUUUGGUUUGGCCAUAUGGGACACACCAACCUCCAGGACAUGGCUGGAUCCUGCCAAAGAAAUAAAAAAGCAGGUUCAUGGAGGCCCCUGGGAUUUUACCUUCAAUGUCAAGUUUUAUCCACCAGAUCCUGCCCAGCUAACAGAGGACAUCACAAGGUAUUACCUGUGUCUGCAGCUCAGACAGGACAUCCUUACAGGGCGCCUGCCCUGCUCCUUUGCCACCUUGGCUUUGCUGGGCUCCUACACGGUCCAGUCAGAGUUGGGAGAUUAUGAUCCUGAUCUCCAUGGCCCAGAUUAUAUCAGUGAGUUCAAACUGGCCCCAAACCAGACAAAAGAGCUUGAAGAAAAGGUUGUGGAGCUUCAUAAAACAUAUAGAUCCAUGACUCCAGCCCAAGCAGACCUGGAAUUUCUUGAGAAUGCAAAAAAACUGUCUAUGUAUGGAGUCGACCUUCACCAAGCCAAGGACUUGGAAGGAGUGGAUAUCACUCUGGGAGUCUGUUCCAGUGGCCUUCUUGUUUACAAAGAUAAGUUGAGAAUCAACCGCUUCCCGUGGCCCAAAGUCCUGAAGAUUUCCUACAAACGCAGCAGCUUCUUCAUAAAGAUUCGGCCAGGGGAGCAAGAACAUUAUGAAAGCACAAUUGGGUUCAAGCUACCAAGUUACCGGGCAGCAAAGAAGCUGUGGAAAGUAUGUGUUGAACAUCACACCUUCUUCAGGCUGACUUCCACCGAGGCCAUCCCCAAGAGCAGGUUCCUGGCGCUGGGCUCCAAGUUCCGCUACAGCGGCCGGACGCAGGCUCAGACACGGCAGGCGAGCGCCCUGAUCGACCGCCCUGCGCCCCAGUUUGAGCGCACAGCCAGCAAGAGAGCGUCCAGGAGCCUGGAUGGAGCUAAACGUGCGACUCAAAGGGUUGAGUUCAGAGCCCUAGAGGAAGAGAAGCAGAAGGAGGUGGUGGUGGUUGAGGUUCCUGAACCAAAACCUGCGGAUCAGAUCCGAGAGAAGCCAGCCAAACACGCUCUUGAAACUUCUGAAAUGAAACCCAUUGCAGAGGAGGAAGAGGAGGAGAAGGUAGAGGUGGUAAAGGUUCCUGUUGUCAAGCCAAAGUCAGCAGAGCUGGUGCAGCUGCGGUCAGCCAAACGUGAUCUUGGCAGUACUGAGAUAAGCCCAAUUGAAGAGGAGGAGGAGGAGGAGGAAGAGAAAAUGAUGGUGAUGAGAGAACUAGAGCCAUUGCCGAAGGAGUCAGCAGUGGCUGUGAUAACCCCAGAGCGGAGUCCCCGGCCCACCUCAGCUCCAGCCAUCGCUCAGAGCCACCCUGCAGAGCCAGCCCCAGCUAAGCCUGAUCUCAAGGAUGUGGCCACAUCUAAAGUAGGGAAGGAAACAGCAAAAUGUGAUGUGAGACGUGAAGAAUUUCCUCCAGAGAAACCCAGGGAGCCAGUGGAUGCCUCAAGGGUGAGGAAAACACACAUUGAGGUCACAGUCCCCACCAUGAAUGGUGCUCAGCCCCAGCAGCAGCCUGCAGAAAAAGAGGAAGAGCUGAUAAGAAUGAGGAAGAAGAGAUCAAAGAGGCUAGAUGGUGAAAACAUUUAUAUCAGGCAUAGCAAUUUAAUGUUGGAGGAUCUAGAUAAGACCCAGGAAGAAAUAAAGAAGCACCAUGCCAACAUCAGUGAGCUGAAGAAGAACUUCAUGGAGUCCAUCCCAGAUCCCAGGCCGAGUGAGUGGGACAAACGUUUGUCCACCCACUCCCCUUUCCGAAGCCUCAACGUCAACGGGCAGAUCCCCACGGGAGCCGAUGGAUCUCCCAGCUACUUUCUCCCGAAUUCUCACCACUUAGGGGUGUGCAAAGAACCAAAAUACCACACUGACCAGCGGAGGUUGGCUCAGCUGAGGGAGCUGAGAGCCAAGUUUUUCCUCUCCUAAAUACACUUGGGUUUGGCCAGGGCUGGCAAACUAAAGGGAUGCAGAAUUAUUGAACAUUCCCACAAUCUUUUCCUUUCUUCAGCAGAAGUGCUGAAGGCCUUGCAUGGUCCUAUGUGCUGAUUUACUCAUUCUGGGUUUUUAUCAUUUUUAGAAUCCAGAAACAAAAAUGCUGAAACACAGAGCAAAAUUCAGGAGUUUGCACUGCUCCUACUGCCACCCUGCCUGUUCCAUGUGUGGGAUUUCUAAGAUUUACAGUUUUUCACUUGUUCAGUAGAAUUUUCAAACCAAUUGAAAUUUUGAUACUCUGGUCAGAACUUUGGAAAAGCAUUUUGUAUCUGCUCUGCAGUCUGGCUGUUCCAUGGGAUUUUCCAAACGCUGGGUUUUAAGGCCACUGUAGAUUAGGAAGCUGUCAGAGACCACAUUUUGUACUGCACCGUUCCUCUUUCAAAUUCCUCAGACUUUUUUCUCACCAUUCCAAUUCCAAAACUCUCUGGAAGGUUUUGGGCAUCCACUUUUCUGGGAGGCACCAGAUGCCCAUGAUGCUGAUGCAGCUGUUGAUGAGCUCUGCAGAGAGAGCAUGGUUCUGUAGCUCCAGGGCUGGUGGGACCCAGGCCACCAGCAGCUCUGCUCCCCAGGACAGUUUAUUUUAUGUUGAGAAGAGCUGCCCUAAGGCUUUGCACAUCUCCAAGUGUCAUUUUGGGCACUUUCCAUCUGUCAUUUUUGUUCAUCUCUCUCUGUCUUUCUUGAUCUCCUACCAUGAAAGCAGACACGGGAACGGCCUCUGUUAGUACAGGAUGAAGACAAACUAAAAAAGCAGGAGAUACCUACUGAGACAGCCUUUCCCCGGCCAGCAAGUGAAGCAACUCUUCCAAAGGUUUCUAUUGCAAUCCCUGAGGAGCAGAAAUCACUCAAAAAGUGUCAGCUGUACUCUAGCAUUCUUCCUUCUCCACGUAUUCCCUUUAUGAUGUCCUUUCUCCUGGUCAUAGCACUGACUGUUUGGUGGCUGCUCUUUCUCUGAGUGGCAACAGGGUAAUGUUGAAACCUCAAGACCAAAGCUCCUGAAUUUCUUGGCUGUAGUCUCUGCUGCAUCUUCCUUGUCCUGGUCUUUGAUCUCUGUAGUUCACUGUCCCAGGGAGGGGCACCUGUGACUGUCUGAAUGCUGAUCCUGCUCUGUGUCCUUGUGUGGCUGCGAUGGGACCUGGCAGGAGUGGUCGUGGAUUGCCAGGUCCAGUCUGAAGUUUCCUGUGCUUCAAAAGCAAAUUCUUUGACCUGUGUUCCCAGCUGUGGGAGGGCAGAUGUGGGGAGGAAAUCAUGGGAGAAGAGGCUGGUUUCCCAAGCCCCUGAAGACUUCCCAUAGGAGUUGCUGGAGAAUUGCUUUUAAGCUUGUUUGGAAUGUAAGAUAUUCACAAGCUGAAUAAUAUUUGGCACUGAUCUAAAAGGGGCUUUACAGGAAUCUGCUGAAUCAUGGAAUACUGGAAUGGUUUGAGGUUGGAAGGGCCCAUAAAGAUUGUCUGGUUUCACCCCCUGCUGUGGGCAGGGAACCUUCCCCUGGACCAGAUUGUUCCAAGUCCUGUCCAACCUGGCUUUGAACAAUUCCAGGCAUGGCGAGCCCACGGCCUCUGUGGGCAGCAAGAGGUUGAGUCUCUAGGAAGAAUAUUGGAAUCUAGUUCAUAACCACUCAAUUUCUAGGAAACUCAGAUUGGCAUUUAAGUAAAAAUGCUGGUUCUCACUGCUGCUCUUGGUAAUAACUUAGGGUCAGCUUCUCAUUUCCUAGUGGGAGAAGCCUUUGACAAAGUAUCCCAGCUUCCCUCUCCACCCCUAUUCUCACAUCCAAGAAAAUACAUAGUGUUAUAGGAGAAAAUCCAUUGCAAGGAGAUAUUUAUUGUAAACAUAGAUUGAUAAUUAAUUAUCUGAUGGUCUUGGUGCACUUGGGAUGUGUUUUAUUUAAUUUGUGUGGAACUAACUGGUGCAUGUUUGCUCAGGUCACAGGGAUGGAGUCAUCUGCUGUUUGAGCAUUCCCCCUGUUGGAAUGUUGGCUUGGCCACAUCAGGACACACUUGUAAUGUUAAAGCCCUCGAUUGCUUUUGACUUCUUUAACCAAACCAUUGCAUGCUGGUCGUUGUUUAUUGCCUACAGUGUAAGUGUCUGGAUGAUGUUCACAUUUAUUCAAGUUAUCCUGGCUGAGCUGUGCAGGCUCCAGCCCAGCUGGACUGAGCAGAGCUGGUUUGUGAGCUGGAGAGAAGGUAUGACUUUGUGUCUAAGGGGUUUCUUUGCUGUAAAUAGUAAUGACAGGGCUGAGCUGAGCCCCCCAUUUCUCCUUUCAGCACUAAUCCAUGUUCUCCUGUGUCCACUGGAGGAUUGGACUGGACACAGUCACUCUGAGGGCACCCCCCCAGUGUCACCAAUGGUGGCAGCUCCUCCAGCAGCAUGGAAGAGAAAGGAGCAGGCCUUUAGUACAUGGACUAAAAUGUGUAAAUAUAUAUAAAUACCUGUAUUUAUCACCCUUUCUAGAUCUGUGUCUGUGUGAACAGUGUUAUUUAGGAAGCUAGCAGAUAAGCUUGAAGGAAUAAGGCAAACAUGUCAUGUGCUGUCUGGUCUGAGGGUCUGUGGGGUACCAUGGACCACUUGAGCCACCUCUUGCUCUUGAUGUACAGGUUGAGGUUCUAAAUGCUGUCUCAGAAACUUAGGUUGCUAGUAAAACUCUUUGUUUUAUUCCUACAGGAAUCUUUCCAGUUCCUCUUGUAACUUGCUCCAAUUAGUUCACCAGUUUGUGCCUUUAGGACUUAGUUUUGUGAGGAUGCUGAUUUUUCAUUGGAAAAUAUUCUUCCCUUUUUAAUACACUGCCUUUAGUGCACAGUCUUCCUCCUUUGGCCCUGGGAACUCGAGGGUUGUUGUCCAGGCGUAGUCUGGAGUGAAGGAGGGCUGUAUCCCUGAAUCCUUGGAAUGCACUUGGACUCCAGUGGAUUUGGUGUGGAGUUUAGGCAGACAGAGGUGGGUCCUGGAGAGGAGAGGUGGGGGAGGAUGCUGGGGUGCCAUGUGCUGUGCAGAAAAUACAGGAUGGAAGAAGCCAGGGGAUACUUGUGGCUGGCAUUCCCUGCCUGCAUCUCCACCCCAAAACAGUAACAGUUGUGAUGAAGAGCAGGGUUGGUUUGUUUCCCCAACUUGGCAUGGAGAGGGAAGAAGGAGGAGCUGUUUGGAUCUCUCUGUCCAUUGUCUGUCUGUAUUUCCUGGAGGUUGAACACACAGGUUGAAUUUCCUUCCCAAAGCCAUUGCUCGGGAUGCUGCGGUGAGCGCUGCUGAAUUUCCUCUAUUUCUGAUCCAUUGAUGAGAACUUGGAAGCCACACUGGUGGCUUUGGCAAAGCCAUGGUUUCUGUAGCUCUGUCAGCCAUUUCCAAAGGACCUGGAUCUAAAACCUUCUGCCCAGAGCAGCCUUAGACUGGAGUGCUCAGGGUGUGUCAUCCCAGCGGGAUAAGAGAUGGGCUUUGUCACCUCUACUCAAUUCUGUAACUCUUCAAUUCAAAUUGUCUUUUUCUCUCUUUUUUAAUCUUGAGAUAAGGUUGCUUGUCAUCAGCAAAAAACCUUGGAAACUUUACACUCUUGAGAACACUCAGGAACAUUUUUGGGAUUUAUAUACUGAUUAUCACUGCAGAUAUAAAGAAAUUGAGCAAACACUUUCUAUUUCUCUGGCAUUUUAGAGGUCAGUUAUCCAUAUUCAUCCAGGUAGAUAUGAUCCCUCCUGACAGAGGAAACCUGUAACUUAGCAGGAACAGAAACCUAAUCUAUUGAAUGCCCCAGGGAUGUGCCUGCUGGGCAACAGCCCCUUUCCCAGGCACUUCUCUGCUUUUUUCUGUUUGCUUGUGAUGCAAAGGGAGUGAUAAUCCUUGGCAAUCCACGUAAGGUCUCAUUCCUGCACAUUCUGUAUCCUGUUUGUGCACAUUUUUAAAAGCUUCUUUGACAGCUUGGUGCUGUGGUUUUCCCCCUUUGCUGUGAUGUCAGUACAGGGUGCAGCACCGAGAGGAGGAUUUGGUGAUUCCUGCUGUCAUCUCUGUGCACAGGGAGAGCUGAUUGGGCUGAGAUCUCAGGGGAUCUAAAAAGGAACCAAUGUACUUCGCUCCUGUUUUCCUCAGGAACAAACUUGCUGGGAAUUCCAGCAGCUGCUGGCUGCCUGCCCUGACACCAGCAGCCACUGACACAGGGGUUCACAUGCCCUGUUCAGCCUGGCUGGUGCAGUGCCAGGCUGGGAGUGAUGGAGAGCUGAGUUAUCCCUCCUGCAGGGAGGCUGGAAAUGUCUGCAGCAUGUAACCUCAUCCAGGCUGGCAUGAGAAAUCCUGCUUUUUCGGUGUGACCUGCUGCAGAAAAUGGCAUUCUGGUGACACAGGCAGGGUGAGUCUGCCAGCAGUUGUGCCCAGUGUUUUGUGGUGUGGUCACUCAGUUCUUUGAUGCUCAUGUGUAGGAUCCCACUGGGAAUUGCUGAGGGUUCAGUGUUCCCCAUCACAACAUGGACAGUUGGCUCCACAUCACUUCCUGAAUCUCCUUAUCUGGAUUCCAGCUCCUCUGAACACCACCUAAAGCACACCUAAAAAAGGAGAUUCUUGUGCUUUCCUGCUUUAGGAAAAGGAGAACACAAGUGUUUUCAAGCAGCAGAUGUGCCAGAGCCAGUAGCUUGGAACUCAGGUUCAGCUCUGAGGCUGCACUGGGUGUGAUGAUACUUGAGGUCUUCAUUGCUGUAAAACUUCAUCCCCUUUUCUGUUUUGACUGCUGAAAGGGAGCAGAUAAAGGGGAGUGUUGGCUGCAUCUCCUCCCACAUCAUACCUCACCCAGGGAGUGAUGGAAGGUGAGCUGAGGACUCUCCAUAGGCAGCUCAGUCAGGGCAGAGUUCAGCCAGGACUGGCUCCCCUCUCUGGUUUGUCUGGUCACUAGUGCUGACCCUAAAGAGUAGGUAUUCCAUAUCUCCCUCCUAUUCUGAAAUAAUCAGGAGAGGUGGAUUUCCUCAGCACCAAGGGAAGUUUGGAGUGUUUGGAGUGGAGGAAUGAGGCUUGGCUGUAGCACCAGCUCCUGGGAAGGUUAUCAUAGAAUCACGAAACAUCCCGAGUUGGAAGGGACCCACAGGGACCAUCAGGUCCAGAUCCUCAUGGUUGUGGGCAAAGUCCUUCACAUCAAUGUCAGUAAUUUGUCACUCUGAGAAUUGUUUCACUGGUUUAUUGGGUUUUCUUUUUACCUUGUUGAUGGUGCUUGUUCUGACCUGCAGGAUGAGGCAGGAAGCUUUCUGGAUAAAUCCAGCCCAAAAAAGGGUUAUGGAUUCAUGCAGAAACUCCUUGGUCUGUAUUUAUUAGUGGAUGACACUGGAGAACUUGACAGAGGUGGUUCCUCUUGUAUCUCUGUUUGCAUCUGUUGUGGUUUGUGGGGCUGGAGGUUUGGGCCCCUUUGGGAUCUUUUAGCAAUGGUACUCAGUCCUGUUGGAUCAGUCUGUGGGGACUAGAAACACUUUCUUUUUUACCUAAAAUACUCUCUUUUGGAACACUUUUUUGGUUUUGUAUUUUUUCUCAGAUUUUUCUUUGUAAAUAUGUACAUUUAUCCAUUAAUAAAUGUUAUUGCAAAUCAGAUCUUUCUUUCCACUGCUUAUUAACCAAAAAAGCUAUAUGUGACCUGUGUUUAUGACUUCCUUGGACUAACCCUCAGUUUUCCUUUCUCAAAGCAGGAGCCAUCAGUCCUGAGUCGCUGUUGUUGGCAUUUGGGGUGUGGGGUCUGCUGGACACUCCUGGGUGUGGGUUGGGUGCUCCUGGGGAGAGGGAGUACCCAGGGCUGCAGCUCUGAGCUCUCAAAUUGACCAGAAUAAUUCAAUUUAGGAUUAAAUCCAGUUUGGUUUAAAACAGGCUUUGUUUGCAGGAAUGCUCUACCAAAUGCUUAAUGUCACUCUUAACACCUCCCUCUUCACUUUGGAGGAGGAAGGGAAAAAUCAAUAGCAGAAAGUUGUUCUGAGAGCAGAAUGAGGCAGGUCCUCCACAUCUCAGCUACAAGAACCUCUGUCCCACCUGGUGUGGUAAUCUGGGGACAAAAAUGCCCCUUUGGGGUUGUAAGUAUGGAACAUUUGGGUUUUGUAAGUGAAGAAACCAUAUUCCCAAUGAGCCACUGUUCCUCGGCUCAGUGAUAAACACGAGCUUCUGGUGGGUUUUUUCUGGUUGAAGCUCAGGCUGUGUUUUGAGGCUGUGUCAAGAGUCAAUUUUAAGUCCCAAAUUUUGUGAGAUUGCAGGAAGGCAGAUCUGGCUGCUCAUAAUUCUGGUUCCCCAGAGGGGCCUGGCACCAAGGCAGAGUUUCAACUUCAUUUAUGGAAUGAGGGAGGUGGAAUGAGCAGCACAAAACUGAUGACACUUACAAACCCUGAUUUUAUCCCCUCUUUUCUCCUGCUGCUGCUGCACUAAGGCAGCUCUUGCAAUACCACCACUGUUUUGUUCUCUGCAGAGGGGUUUUGGAAUGAAAAGCCCUUUAUGUGAGAGUACCUGUCCCACAAAAGGAAUGGGAAGGAGCUCAGUGUGGGUGGGCAGAGGAAUCAUAUUGCCAACAACCUUACUUUGAUAAUUUAAGUCUUGAUCCUGAGGUUGUUUCAUGUUGCCAAGUCAUUGAUGCAAUGAUUGGAGGUGGUUGUUAUGUGUUCUGUAAUGUAUUGGAUUCUUGUUCAUGACAGAAUUUAGUUUUUUGAAGGUUUGGGCACAGUGUGUGUUUUCUAGCAUUACUUUCAAUGUUGGUCAAAAUCUCUUUUAUCCAUCUGUUGUCUGAGUAGGCUGGUCAAGAUGUGAUCAGAUCAAUGGCAGUGAAAAAAUCCAUUGAAAACCAGAAAUCCAUAGGUAAUGUCCAUCCUUAUCAAUGCCAGAGUGUUUUGAACAGCCUCUAAAUGUUUUUAAAUUUUACCUUAAGGCAAAGCAGUUCUGUAAGGCAGUGGUGGGUACUGUAAAAUAAGGAUCUCUUGUUCUCUGCUUUAUAAUACUUUUUACCCAAGUGCUUUGCCAGCUGUGAGAUUGAGCAUCAGUUGAUCUGGGAGCGCUCUCUGGUGAGUGUGGUUUGCUGCAAAGCAGCAUCAUCUCCUUGUGCAUCCCUGGACAGUCACUCCAAGCCUGUGAGCUUGUGUAGAUCCUUGUUGGGGAUAACCUAAUAACAGUGUCAACAAUUCCAUGGCCAUGCUGGAAGAGAACAGGACUGGGAAGUAUUAACCAGCUGGGAUUCCUCGCAUCUGGUGGCUGUGGGAGUUACUGUGCACUAUAACUUCAUGGUUUUAGCAAUUUUUAUUAAAUAGUAACUGGCAGUUGACAUCAUUUUAGCACUCCUGGAGUUUUCUGCAGGAUAAUAGUCUGAUUUGGGGUGGGAAUAAUGGAAUAUUCAACAGAGAGAGAGGCAGCAGCAUGAAAAAAAUCAUCUACUCUUGACACCACAAGGCAGCUGGAUCAUACAAAUAGAUCCUGAUCCAAAACAGCAGGGUCAUGAAAAAAGGCAGGCAAACCAGUUUAUAUAAAACUACUUGUUGAGAAAAAUAAAUCCUUUUGGCCACUGGUAUCAAA